GACACUCUUGUUUUACCCCUCUCUUUUCCUUCUUCUUCCAAAAUCUCUACAAUUUUAGGGUUGUAUAAAACCAGAGAAACUAAAAAACGCAGUCGAAAGAAGUGAAAAACCUCCAUCUGCAAUCAUGGGUCGUAUGCACUCUUCAGGUAAGGGUAUUUCCUCUUCUGCUUUGCCUUACAAGAGAACUCCUCCAACCUGGCUCAAGAUCUCUUCUCCUGAUGUUGAGGAUAACAUCUGCAAGUUUGCAAAGAAGGGUUUAACCCCAUCUCAGAUUGGUGUUAUUCUUCGUGAUUCACAUGGUAUUGCUCAAGUUAAGAGUGUCACUGGUAGCAAGAUCUUGCGUAUCCUUAAGGCUCAUGGGCUUGCACCUGAAAUCCCUGAGGAUUUGUACCAUCUUAUCAAAAAGGCUGUUGCUAUCAGAAAGCAUUUGGAGAGGAACAGGAAGGAUAAGGACUCCAAGUUUAGGUUGAUUUUGGUUGAGAGUAGGAUUCACCGUCUUGCUCGUUAUUACAAGAGGACCAAGAAGCUUCCUCCAGUCUGGAAAUAUGAAUCUACCACUGCCAGUACUCUCGUGGCUUAGGUUUGGUUUCCAUCUUGGGAAGUAGGUUUUGUUAUUGGAGGUAGAAGAAGACACGCCCUUGCUCUUCACAUGGAAAGGACUUUUUGUUAGCUUAUAUUCCCCUGUUUUGGUUUAUAAAUCAAGCACUUUUAAAAGAAUGGAAUGGUUUUUUGUUUCUUCUAAAUUAUUAUUAAGUGGCAAGUGCAAGGAUGAUUUUUGUUGUUCAAGUGUGAGUUAGAAUGGAAAUAGUUUACAGUUCUAUGUUGCUCACAUUUUCUCGCAUUAGUAAAUUUAAGGCGGACGGUUAUAUUUU
Messenger RNA from Papaver somniferum (opium poppy), 872 nucleotides. Its product is annotated as 40S ribosomal protein S13-like. The transcript is spliced from 5 exons. NCBI's taxonomy places the organism in Eukaryota, Viridiplantae, Streptophyta, Magnoliopsida, Ranunculales, Papaveraceae. Gene Ontology annotation, biological process: translation. The coding region runs from base 125 to 580 and encodes 151 amino acids. The record is from RefSeq and is a predicted model, not a curated record. Gene Ontology annotation, molecular function: structural constituent of ribosome; small ribosomal subunit rRNA binding. Gene Ontology annotation, cellular component: cytosolic small ribosomal subunit; ribosome; nucleolus.